AUGCCAGUUGAAUUACAAACAUCAUCAAUGCAGAAUAAACUUCCAUUACAAGGUGUGGUCAUUUUUGUAUCUCAACAGCUAGUCACAAAUAGAAUGGCAUUACAUGAACAAUGUACAGAACUCGGUGGAAAAUUUGUUUGGAUGUUCGAUGUACCUUUUACACAUUAUAUUUGCAAAGGAAAAUUGACAUGGCUCAAAGCUUGCCAGACGUUUGGACAACGUGUAGCUGAAAAGUUAUAUGCUUCUACCUAUAAUCCAAAUAAAUCAUUGAAUUUUAUUUCCGCUGGCGAUGAAGAUGACGACGAUGACGACGAAGAGAAUAAUGUACCUUCAUUAACAACAAAAGCAACCACAGUAAGGCCAAUGAAGGCCCUCAAACCUGUUCAAACACUUCGCAGUCUACCGACUAUGAAUAAAAAACAAACUCAUCAUCUUGCCACACAUGUUGCGGAAUCUCAAGUAUCGUCACCAAAAGUGAUACCAACAUCGAUGCCACCACCACCAUCAUCAUCAUUAUCACAAAAUACAAGUGAAGCCGAAACAAUGCUUAAUGAUCUCGAGUCGUCAUUAGCACAAUUUCUCAACAACAACACAUCCAUAUCACGUGCAUCAAUAGUCGACGAUGAACAAACUAAGAAAUCACUUCCAGUUAUUCGAUCGAUAAGUAAUAUGAAGAAUGAUCAUAAUAAUAAUAUUGAUACAGAUAUCGAACCAUCGAUGCGUGUCGAAUGGCUCGAUGAUGCAAUGCAAGCUGAACGUCAGAAGAUGAUUGACGAAGAUGAACACAAUGCUAGCAGUCAACAGAAACAACUACGAAGUGGUGAAGCAAAGACCGGGAAGAAGCGGCCAUUAAUCGACUCCAAUUUUGAUCAAUCUUUCAAUGCCAAAAAAUGUCGAACUUAA
Messenger RNA from Adineta ricciae, 903 nucleotides. The record is from the annotation of a GenBank genome assembly. NCBI's taxonomy places the organism in Eukaryota, Metazoa, Rotifera, Eurotatoria, Adinetida, Adinetidae.